GAAUGUCCUAAGCCUGUUUUGGAAGAACACGGGUGAAUCACUGUCCGGACUGAUAUGCAUUAUGAGGACUAUGCAAGGUUGGAUCAGGCACAAUCUGUGCUCUGUUUGAACUCCAGUAGUUCAAUAUUAACUCAGGAGCUGCAGUAGUAGGUUUUGGAGGUUUGCUAGCAGCCUGUGUGUUCUAGGUCUUUUCAGUUGUAGUCACUUUAUAGAAUGGGAGCCGCACCAGUGUCUUUCCUCAUAACUCUUCUCCUCAGCCAAGCCCUUCAGUUGACACUCUGCUAUGAUGUUUUUAUCGACGGUCCGCGGGCUGCUCAGGUUAUCCGAGCAAGGAGAGCGAACUGGCACUUUGAAGAAAUGAAGCAGGGAAAUCUAGAGAGGGAAUGUAUGGAGGAGAUCUGCAGUCAUGAGGAGGCUCGCGAGGUGUUUGAGAAGACCGAUGCAACGAAUCAAUUUUGGGAGAAAUACUUAGGUUGUGAAGGCAACACAUUAAAGAGGACUCUGGACAGUGUGGGCAAAGUUAGAACUUGUGUAGAAAGAAAAGAUCUGUGCUACCAUGGCAUUGGUGAAGACUAUUCUGGUAAUGUUAGCAUUACUAUUUCUGGAAAGCAAUGUCAGUACUGGAAAAGCAACUUCCCUCACAAAAUCACUGAGUUCAAUACUACAGUGCUGAAAUUGCCGAAGAAUUUCUGCAGGAACCCAGAUAAGAGUCCCAAUGGGCCUUGGUGUUUCACCCGGGACCCCACAGUCAGGAGAGAGAAGUGCUGGGUGGCAAAAUGCGGUCAGGUCUUAGGACCUCUCCCUACUCCGCCGGCACAGACUAUAGCUGAGCACUACACUAAGACCGACUGCCUGACUGACCAAGGGGAGACGUAUACUGGAAAUCUGUCUGUGAGUCUGCUUGGCUACACCUGCCUAGAGUGGAGCCUGUCCAAAGUAAAGGCCCUGAGUGUGGGGAAGGAGUUUAUACCUGAAGUGUCACUGGUGAAGAACCACUGCAGGAACCCAGAUGGUGAUCUAGAGGGUCCGUGGUGCUAUGUGAAGAACAAGGCUGGAAACAUAACCAUGGACUACUGUAACCUUGAGCUGUGUGAUGAUCCGCUGGACGGGAAAGUGGAGGAGACAGGUGAGAUACACCAAAGAGCAGAUCUGGGAAAAAGGACGACUUUCUUUAGCCCACGCAGCUUCGGCCAUGGAGAACUGGAAUGUGGAGUACGUCCCCUGUUCGAGAAAAUACACAAAACUGAUUCAACAGAGCAAGAUCUAACUGAGUCAUAUUCAAAGAGAAUUGUAGGAGGGGUCUCUGCUGAAGUAGGAAGUGCACCAUGGCAGGUGAUGCUAUACAAGCGUAGUCCUCAGGAGCUGUUGUGUGGGGCCAGUUUGAUCAGUGAUGAGUGGAUCCUCACUGCUGCUCACUGCAUCCUGUACCCACCAUGGAACAAAAAUUUCACCAUCGACGACAUCCUUGUGCGUCUUGGAAAACACUAUCGUGCCAAGUAUGAAAAGGGCACUGAGAAGAUUGUGGCAAUUGAUGAGAUCAUUGUUCAUCCGAAGUACAACUGGAAAGAAAAUCUGAAUAGGGACAUUGCUCUGCUCCACAUGAAAAAACCCAUCAGCUUCACUGAUGAGAUCCAUCCCAUCUGCAUGCCGACCAAGAGUAUUGCAAAUACCUUGAUGACUGAAGGGUUCAAAGGUCGUGUGACCGGCUGGGGCCUCCUGAAGGAGUCAUGGACGUCGAAUCCUCAGAACCUGCCAUCAGUACUGCAGCAGAUCCACCUGCCCAUCGUCAAGCAGGAAGAGUGUCGCAAAUCCACAUCCAUCCGUAUCACUGACAACAUGUUCUGUGCAGGUUACAGCCCAGAUGAUACGCAAAGAGGCGACGCCUGUGAAGGAGACAGCGGGGGACCUUUUGUAAUGAAGAGCCCUCUUGAUCAGCGCUGGUAUCAGCUCGGUAUUGUGUCUUGGGGCGAGGGCUGCGAUCGGGACGGCAAAUAUGGAUUCUACACUCACCUGUUCCGCAUGCGUCGCUGGAUGAGGAAGAUUAUUGAAAAAUCAGAUGGGGCUGAUGAUGAGUAAUGAUGAUUGAUAUACUUGUGUUUUCACAAGAAUUAAAGAUCUCUCUCUCUCUCUCUCUCUCUAAAGUACAAAUAAACUUUGACUAUUUCAUGUUUA
Messenger RNA from Electrophorus electricus (electric eel), 2172 nucleotides. RefSeq names its product coagulation factor II (thrombin) (gene f2). NCBI's taxonomy places the organism in Eukaryota, Metazoa, Chordata, Actinopteri, Gymnotiformes, Gymnotidae. Gene Ontology annotation, molecular function: serine-type endopeptidase activity; calcium ion binding. The record is from RefSeq and is a predicted model, not a curated record. Gene Ontology annotation, cellular component: extracellular region. Gene Ontology annotation, biological process: positive regulation of blood coagulation; proteolysis; blood coagulation.